Labrus bergylta (ballan wrasse) is the source of this 1235-nucleotide messenger RNA. RefSeq names its product chromosome 4 C1orf35 homolog (gene c4h1orf35). Lineage: Eukaryota; Metazoa; Chordata; Actinopteri; Labriformes; Labridae. The record is from RefSeq and is a predicted model, not a curated record.
UCCAAAGUAGCCCAGAAACCAUGUUUGGUUCCUCAAGAUCUGGAGGCAUCCGAGGGGGGCAGGACCAGUUCAACUGGGACGACGUGAAAGUCGACAAACACAGAGAAAAUUACCUCGGGAACUCUUUGAUGGCACCAGUAGGACGGUGGCAAAAAGGCAAGGAUCUGUCAUGGUAUUCAAAAGACAAAAAAGGCGGCGCUGCUUUGUCAAAAGCUGAAGAACUUGCUGCUGUGAAGGCUGCAGAGCAUGAAGCACUGAUGGCUGCUCUAGGGCACAAGAAUAUAAAGAGGCAACCAACUGGUUUGACUAAGGAGGACCUUGCAGAUGUUUGCAGGAGAGAAGAAGCUGAUGGUGAGGAAAGAGAUGUGGACCGUGUCUCAGGCUUGGGAAGCUCCAGUACAGGGUCAAAGAAAAUGGUGCUCUCCCAAAAGGAAAAAGAAGCUGCUAAAAUGGGCUUGCCUGUUUUCACUCACCACAAAGCAGAGCACUGUCAGGAAACCUCCGCAACAAAAACAUCUCAGAGUGAAGAAAAGGGGGAAGUAGAACAACGACACGAGAGCAAAAAGAAAAAGAAAGAAAAAAAGAGCAAAAAGGAGAAGAAGAAGAAGGAAAAAAAGAAGAAAAGGCAAAGAAGAGACUCAUCCUCCUCGGAGUCAGACGACAACAGAAAGAAGCAGAGAAAGGACCACCAUCAUCAUAAUCCAUCAUACCAUAGUCAGAGUGGAGCCAAACCCCAUGACAGCCAUUCAAGGGGGGGAGCAAAGGCCGACCGGCAGCCCGCCUACCCCCAUCAUCGGCAGCAACGGCAUGACACAGACUCCUCGGACGGGGGGUCUCCUGUCCCCCGUAACCCUGUCAGCCACAAGACGGCCCCUGCUGGUGCCACACAAAGCCACAGGCGGCGCCACGACACAGACUCGGACGACUAAUGUCCUUCCUACCCCCCCCCCACACCCCCCCACACCCCCACACAAUUCAAAGACGCUUAAUGCGGACAGAACGCUCUACAGCAGCCUGGCUAGCCCUGAGGACCUCAUUUACCCUGAAUGAUCAAACACACUGGAGACAGGUCAACGCUUUAAGACACAUGCUUUUACUUUUAACCAAUACAUAUGUUUUCCCUUCAGGUUUUAAUGUUGAGACUGUUGAGUAAAGUUGGCUUUGUCACAGUUAUUUUUGUAUCAUUGAUCUUCAGAUUUACGGAGAAAAUUAUGAAUAAAGUGUUGGAAAGCUCA